Messenger RNA from Lepus europaeus (European hare), 1599 nucleotides. RefSeq names its product sperm adhesion molecule 1 (gene SPAM1). Gene Ontology annotation, cellular component: acrosomal vesicle. Lineage: Eukaryota; Metazoa; Chordata; Mammalia; Lagomorpha; Leporidae. Bases 1 to 1599 code for a protein of 532 amino acids. Gene Ontology annotation, molecular function: hyalurononglucosaminidase activity. The transcript is spliced from 3 exons. Gene Ontology annotation, biological process: hyaluronan catabolic process; fusion of sperm to egg plasma membrane involved in single fertilization; carbohydrate metabolic process. The record is from RefSeq and is a predicted model, not a curated record.
AUGGGAGUGCUGAAAUUCAAGCAUAUCCUUUUUGGAAGUGCUGUUGAGUUUAAUAGAGCAUUCCAAAUACUGUAUAUCUUCCUUCUGAUUCCAUGUUGCUUGACUGCGGAUUUCAGAGCACCUCCUAUUAUCCCAAAUGUGCCCUUUGUCUGGGCCUGGAAUGCCCCAACUGAACUUUGUCUUGGAAAGUCUGGUGAACCACUAGACACGAGCCUGUUCUCUUUAUUUGGAAGUCCUUCAAAAGACAAGACAGGACAAGGCAUUACAAUAUUCUAUGUUGAUAGACUUGGCUACUACCCUCAUAUAGAUUUGAAAAACGUAAGUGUGCAUGGAGGAAUUCCCCAACUGGGGCCCUUACAACAGCAUUUGGACAAAGCUAAGAAAGACAUUUUAUAUUAUAUGCCAACAGACAAUGUAGGUUUGGCGGUCAUUGACUGGGAAGAGUGGCGGCCCACCUGGGUAAGAAACUGGAAGCCUAAGGAUAUUUACAAGAAUAAGUCUAUUGAGUUGGUUCAGCAACAAAAUCCACAAAUUAAUCUUACAGAAGCUACCAAGCUAGCCAAAAUAGAAUUUGAAAAAGCAGGAAAAUGUUUCAUGCAAGAGACUUUAAAGUUGGGAAGAAUAUUUCGGCCAAAUCACUUCUGGGGUUAUUAUCUUUUUCCUGAUUGUUACAACCAUAACUAUGAUAAACCCAACUAUAAAGGGAUCUGUUUUGAUAUAGAAAAGAAGAGAAAUGAUGAUCUCGACUGGUUGUGGAAGGAAAGCACUGCCCUUUUCCCAUCCGUUUAUUUGAAGAGCAGCUUACAGUCUUCUCCAAAAGCUGCACUGUUUGUCCGUAAUCGUGUACAGGAAGCUAUUAGGGUUUCUGAAGUAGCUAAUGCUAAAAGACCACUUCCAAUUUUUGUGUAUACUCGACUAGUUUUUACUGAUAAAAUAUUUCAGUUCCUUUCUCAGGAUGACCUUGUGAAUACAAUUGGUGAAAUUGUUGCUCUGGGGGCCUCUGGAGUUGUAAUAUGGGGAAGCCAUACUUUAGCACGAAGUAUGAAAUCUUGCCUGAACCUAGAUGAUUAUAUGAAGAAUACACUGAAUCCUUAUUUAAUCAAUGUUACCCUAGCAGCCAAAAUGUGUAACCAAGUGCUUUGCCAGGAACAAGGAGUGUGUACAAGGAAACACUGGGAUUCAAAUGACUAUCUUCACCUGAACCCAGGGAAUUUUGCUAUUCAAAUUGGGAACAAUGGAACGUACAGAAUAGAUGGAAAACCCACACUUAAAGACCUGGAGCAAUUUUCCAAAAAUUUUCAUUGCAGCUGUUAUACCAACUUGAAUUGUAAAGAGAGAACUGAUAUGAACGAUGUUCAAGCAGUUAACGUAUGUGCUGUUGAAAAUGUUUGUAUAGACACCAGUCUAGGCCCAGGUGCCGUUACUUAUGCUGCCAAAGAGAAAAAGGAUGUUGCUCACAUUCUAAGCAAUAUUACAUCUAUCAAAUCGUCUACCACCAUGUCUCUACCUUUUCCUAGGAAACAUGUCAGUGGGUGCCUCUUAGUUCUAUGUAUGUAUUCACAGUAUUUGAAAUAUUUGAUAGAGGCUUGUGGCAAUUAA